AGGUGGAUCACCUUUAUCCACUGGUCUACGUUGGGUCAGAGUCAACGUUCCACAAUACCGGGUACCAGGAGAAACUGCUAUGCUGCAAUGCGACUACGACCUCGGCAACGACACCCUGUAUGCCGUCAAGUGGUACAAAGACCACGAGGAGUUCUACAGGUUCGUACCCAAGGCCAAACCACAGGCCAACUGGUACGAAGUUGAAGGAGUCCAUGUGGAUAUGUCAAAAUCGGACAGCCGAAAAGUAGUGAUACAUCCUGUCAGUUGGAAAACUAGUGGUCUCUUCAGAUGCGAAGUGUCAGCUGAGGCUCCAUCGUUCGCAUCUGCUCAAAGUGAAGCCAAAAUGGAGGUUGUGGAACUUCCUACGGAAAAUCCUGUAAUAACGGGCGUGGAAGAGGAUUACCAGAUAGGAGAUGAGAUCAGCCUGAACUGCACUUCAGGGAUGAGCCACCCCGCUUCAAUACUCCACUGGUACAUCAACGAACAACAGAUUCAAAAAGCCGGAGCCCUCGUCCACUACCCAGUGGAAAACCACCAACACGGCUUGGUGUCCUCUGUGCUAGGCUUACGGUUUCGGCUCAGCAGCCACCAUUUCAGGGGCGGCUCCAUGAAAGUCAAAUGCAGGGCCUCCAUGAUGCCGAUGCUCUACCAGAGCGACAGAGAAAGCGUAGUUCAGACGCAAACGUUACCGCACAGAGAAGCACUACUUCUCGUCAAGAGCUCAACAAGUAGCAAUCUUCCUAUCGGAGUUUACUUUCUUCUGCUAUUGUCGGCAGCACAUCUAAUAACGUGAGAGUUUGAUGUCGUGUAAAUACCGUGAUGAAAAUGAACUGCUAUAUACGUAGUGUACAUAUUAAAGUGCAUUUCGGUGUCGCUUCUGGAACAAGACUGCUUGUUGUACGUUUGUUAGUGUUAUUCCAAAAUGUUUCAACUGUGAUAAAAUGAACUGAUGAUAGUCUUGUAGAUGGACUCGAGUGAGGUUCUGAGGGGGGCUAAAAAGAGAAGAGGUGACGUAGCCGAGUUGAUAAGAAUUGAAGGGAAAGGGACAGUUGUACCCUUGGGUCAGUAUAAACUACUGAGAUAUGGCUUGUUAUUUUUCCCACUAAGUAAAUUUGGAAGCUAUGUUGAUGCAAGGUUGUAGCAAUUAC
Molecule: messenger RNA, 1148 nt
Organism: Phaedon cochleariae (mustard beetle)
Lineage: Eukaryota; Metazoa; Arthropoda; Insecta; Coleoptera; Chrysomelidae
Source: the annotation of a GenBank genome assembly